AUGUACGAGAUCCUCACCAUCCCGUUUUGUCUUGUGCCUGUCUCUCCAGCCUCCCCUAGGGAACCCACGGUGAUGUGUCGCUCCAACACCUACCCUAAAGGCUUCUACUGUAGCUGGCACCUGCAGCACCCCACCUCCAUACCCACAGACUUCCACGUCAACGUCCAACACAACCAGGAAUCCCUAGAAGUAACGAGGGAUACGGUCCAUAAGAACCGCUGUCACGUUAAGUUCCCUGAGGUGUUCAGUAGCUACCCCUACAGAGUCAACGUCACGGCCGUCAACGCCCUCGGACAAGCCUCCACCACCAUCACCUUCGAAGAGUUCAACAUAGUGAAACCAGACCCCCCUGAAAAGGUGGUGGCCACUCCCAUCCCCAACAACGUGCGUCGUCUGGAAGUCACCUGGAAGAGCCCUUCUACCUGGCCUGAUGUAGAGAGCUUCCCCCUGAAGUACUUCCUACGCUACCGACCCCUCAUCAGAGACCAGUGGCAACACGUGGAGUUGUCAGACAGUACGUUCCACACCAUAACCGAUGCGUAUAUAGGGAAGGAGUACAUCAUCCAGGUGGCGGCUAAGGACACAGAGAUCGGCACCUGGAGUGACUGGAGCGUCGCGGUGCACGCCACCCCCUGGAUAGACGAACCCAAACUGAUCCCCUCCACCACCGAGCAAGAACCCCUCCUCGAGACCACCCCCUCCCCGGCCCCUCCCUCAGCAGAGCCCCAUAGGGCAGGUGUCCCAGUGGGCGGAGCUUCCUCGUCCCUACACCUCCUCUCACCUCUCCUCUGGUCCUCCUGUCUGCUGCAAGGGGCCCUAACGCUGGCCCUCAUGUGAUGUAACUGUUUAUUCCUGUGGAAGAAAUUGAGGAGUCUUCUAUGUCUAUUUUGCAUAUGUUAAUGGGAAUCCUGCAUUGAUCAUUUAAUUCAAGUUUCACACAACGGUAAGUAGAAAGUUAAAAGUCAAAGUUAAAAAGAAAAAUGAUUCAAUAGAAGAAGAAAAAAACGACUCCCAACAACAACAGGCACUAACAGCAGAACUACAGUGCUGCACAGAUGCAGACAUCAUUGAUUGGACAACACAGAAACAGGACUGUGUCUCCAUGGAGCUCCAGGCUUGUUAGUGGUUCUCAGACUGAUAGGAUUUCGCCUCAGCAGCGCAGCGGACUGAUUCCAUUCAUUAUUCUGUGAAUUUUGAGACACUUGUAAAGAUCCUAAAAUCCUCUUUCAUCAUUUGUGGUGGCAUACAGCUAACCCGUCUUGGAGAAGGUUUCCCACAAUCCUCAGCUUCCUGAAGCCUGUGCCUGUGUAGAAGGGAUGGAACCUGGAGAUUUCGUGAAUUCCAGGAAUCUGCAUCUGACAUCCGACAACCAACAUAACGUCGCAAUAUAAACAUCAACACACGACAUAAACAACAACAAAACAUAGAACUAAAACACACUUUGGAGAAAUCCCGAAUAAGUAUUCUACAGCCAUUAUUGGUUGGUUUAUCCUUCUACUGCACCCAGCGAUCAGCAAGAGAGUAGAGCUGUUAAAACACUGUGGAUUUGAGAGCAAUUCUUCCCCAUCAUCGUCAUCUGCUUGGGACUUUUCUAUUGAGGAACUAGAUCACCACGUGACUUUAAAAUGAUAAGGUUCUGUCUGCAAAAAUAUGUUUCUGAGAUAAUUGGCUUUAAUGUUCCGAAACCUUGUUGGUUUGAACUGUGUGAUUAGUUUUAACUUGUAGUCUUUACCAACAUAUUUACAAUACUAUAUAGGUUGACAUUGUACAUAAAUAUUUCAAUAACUCCGUUUUCACAAAAAUGUAGAUAGAACCUUUUAAUUCCAAGCUCAUUCCUCUGGCUAGUGGACUAUAUACUCUGUAUAAAGACGGCAGUUUACUUUAUAGUUCCAUUGCCUUUUCUAAAUGUGUUUUUGUGGUUUACAUUUUAAUAGCCAAUAUCACAACUUCAUAUUAUUACAAGGAAUACUGUUGUGCUUUAUUACAUGUUUAUUAUUGAAGAUUAAAAUACACACAUAGGAUCUACACACGGGCUCCCGAGUGGCGCAGCGGUCUAAGGCACUGCAUCUCAGUGCUUGAGGCGUCACUACAGACCCCCUGGUACGA
Messenger RNA from Coregonus clupeaformis (lake whitefish), 2106 nucleotides. RefSeq names its product ciliary neurotrophic factor receptor subunit alpha. Gene Ontology annotation, molecular function: cytokine binding; cytokine receptor activity. Gene Ontology annotation, cellular component: signaling receptor complex; membrane; external side of plasma membrane. The record is from RefSeq and is a predicted model, not a curated record. Gene Ontology annotation, biological process: cytokine-mediated signaling pathway. Bases 1 to 837 code for a protein of 278 amino acids. The transcript is spliced from 6 exons. NCBI's taxonomy places the organism in Eukaryota, Metazoa, Chordata, Actinopteri, Salmoniformes, Salmonidae.